UGCCAACAAGCAAACGGGGUUCCUGUCCUCUAUCUUUAAAUAUUUAUUACUGUAUAGCAUUUUCGUCAGUGCUAUGUUUCGUCAAGCCUUCCUCCAGCAAAAGCGUUGUGCAAACUUUCUGACAUCGUGUGUACCAUCAAACGCUAGGUUGUGUAGGAGCCGUCCAGCUGUCUGUGCUUACGCGAUGUCGACGUCGGCAACCCUAAACAUCCAGGGACCCGGAGCUGAUAAGCUCCGCGCGGCCGGAUGUGGAGUUACGUGCUCACGGGAGACACCCAAGGUAGAUCAAGCUGAGCUGCAGGAGUACAUGCGUGCGCUGCCCGCUUGGCAUCUGAACGCGGACAGGACAAUGAUAACGCGCACCUUUACCGCCAAGAACUUCAUGGCUGCCAUCCGCUUCUUCAACAAGGUCGCGGAGGUGGCAGAGGCGGAGGGACACCAUCCAGACCUGCACCUGCGCAAUUUCCGAGAGGUGGAGGUAAACCUGUGCACGCACGCCGUGGGCGGUCUCACGAUGCCUGAUCUGGCAAUGGCCGCGCUGCUAGACACUAUUGAAGUCGAGUACAGUCCCAAAUGGGUCAAGCAAGAGGCGGAACGGAUGGCGGCGGCGGCCGAACAAGCUCCAACGGCGGCAACGGCGCCGAGUGAAGUUACCACGCAUGCCGCAUAAGGAGAAGGCAGCUAUGAGCAACCCCAGGAGGUAACGUGUCUUCGGCGUAAGUAGGUUGCGUCGGAAGGCCAUGCAGGUGUUUAUAUGCGGAGAAGAGGGGACCCUUGUAUGUACCGAACCGCUUUGGGACGGUUAGGCAAUAGCGGGUGACAGUAAGGAAAUGGGAUAGGUUGCUGCGUGGAGUGACGCGGCGGCAGUGUGCUUGUACAUUCCUUGGAGUUGUUGCCGGGUAGGGAUUGGAAGUGCGAGUUGACAUAAGCAGAAGCCGAGGUAGUGGGGCCUGCGAUGUCUGGAUUAGAGGUUUUGCGGUGCCUUAGGGCGGGAAGACGCCUUGCUUGCAUUUGCGCAUGCAGGCAAAGCAGGCAGGCAGGUCGUUAUAUAUGGCGCUCAGCUACGUUGCCAAACCUUACACAUUGGCAAGUGCGUAUUCGGCAUGCAUGAUCUAUUUCGUGGAGGGUAGUCAACAGUUGCGUUGGUAGGCGGUUGGAUGGGGGUUGUAUUGUGGCUUGACCCUGGGUGUAGGGUUUAGCAAAAAAAGAGGUUGGCAACAACAAUUUUGCAGGUCCUGCGGGGUGUUGCACCAAGAUUGCGCCUAGGGGCACACCGCGAGUUGAAAGUGUGUGUUGCUGUACAAGUUGGGCCAGGUUGUGUAGGAUAGGUCGCCUGUUGCGUAUCGUAUGGAUUGUCGACCUAAAGAAGACCCUUUGCAUGGGGCCCCUGCAAUGGCGAGAAGAUUAUGAGACAUGUCAGGCCACUACCGCUGAGCGGAGGCUGCAAGCAUGAUUGGCUGUAAAUCUCUUGAUGG
Astrephomene gubernaculifera is the source of this 1475-nucleotide messenger RNA. NCBI's taxonomy places the organism in Eukaryota, Viridiplantae, Chlorophyta, Chlorophyceae, Chlamydomonadales, Astrephomenaceae. The record is from the annotation of a GenBank genome assembly.